AUGCUGCCUUACCUGUUCCCUGACCUGUCCACCUUUGCUACAGUCGCCGAUCUUAUCACCCACCUUCGCACUAGUGAUGCUCGCCUGCGUGCCGCCCUUCCCACCGAGUUCUGCGCUAAGAACCCCCCUCCCCUGUACUGGGCACUCCACUUCAUAGUCACCCGUCUCCCUGACACCCUCAGCUCAGUGCGCGACUAUUUCCUUGCUCGCUGUCCCACUGAGCUCACUGUCGCCCUCCUAGAGGAGAAGCUGCUAGCAGCCGAGAAGAGCAUUGUAGCUGUAGGUGCUGCUCGCGGCGCUCCUCGCACCCCCAUCUUUGAGGGGUGCUCUCCCUCUCCCCUCGCUCCCUCCUAUGCUACUGCUGCUGCUGUUGACUUCCUUGGUGCUGAGUCUGCUGGCGCUGCUUCUGCUCCUAGUGGGAGGCGCCGCACCGGCAAGGGCAAGGGGGGCAAGGGUGGCGGGGGUGGCGCUGGGGGGGGAGGGGGUGGGGGAGGUGGGGGGGGAGGCGGUGCUGGAGGGAGCGGUGGCGGGAGUGCUGGUGGGAGUGGGGCCGGCGGCGGAGGCGGGGGCGGCGGCGGGAGCAGUGGCGGUGGUGGCAGCGGCGGCAGUGGCGGCGGUGGCGGUAGUGGCGGUGGCGGUGGCGGUGGUGGCGGUCGGAGCGGAGGUAGUGGCGGCGGUGGAGGUCGGAGUGGAGGCACCGGCUCGGGCCAGAGCUCCCAGCAGCAGCAGCGUCCCCAGUCGACCCAGCAGCUUCGUGAGUGGCUUGCUCAGCGUGGGACGUCGGGGGGCAGUGGCCGCUGUUCCUAUGUCAUUCGCACAGGUGAUCGCAAGGGGCAGACGUGUGGAAAGUUCCACACUCAGUACCGCUGCUUCUUCCGCCUUGACGACGCUUGGCGUGAGGAGAUGGGCGAGGAUGUUGAGCGCCCUCGCUGGGCUGAGCUGAUGAGGGCUGGUGUUGAUAUCUUUGCUCUUGACUAUGACGCUAUCCUUGCUGCCAUGUAUGCAUUGACUGUUAGUGCCGAGGGAGACUGUUACUUGUGUGUGCCGCCUGACCCAGGUAUAGAGCCCGCUGCCCUAGGUACUAGUGAGUCUGCUCUCUCUGGUAUGGUGCCCCCUGUACCUGCUCCCUCCAGCACUGUCCCUGCUGCUUGCGAGUCUGCUCUCUCAGGUACAGCACCCACAGAGACUGCUCUCUCAGGUACUGCACCGACUGAGGCCUGUCACACCUUCACCCUUGACUCAGGUGCUUCCCGCUGCUUCUUUCGAGACAGUACUGAGCUCACACCGCUUCCUGCACCGGUCCCAGUCUCCUUGGCUGACCCCUCUGGGGGCCCAGUCCUUGCCCAGUCCACCACUGUGCUCCCUUGUCCGGCGGUUCCGUCUGGCUCGUUGACGGGUUUCCACCUCCCCUCGUUCUCGACGAACCUGGUGAGCAACGCUGUCAUCCAGGAUCAGUGGGUUGACACCUUUACCCCUGGAGGACAGCGUGUGGCGAUCUGCACGUGCUCCAGGACCGGCCGUCACCUGGCUACGUUUACCCGUCGGCCGGGGUCGAGUCUCUACACACUGACCACUGCGUCUCCUCAGGUCGCUGCUGUCGGUCAGGUGUCCGCGUCAGGUCUGGUGGCCCACGCCUGUGAGUGUCGUUCCCUGUCGCACCAGACUCUUCUCUGGCACCACCGCCUGGGUCACCCCUCCUUGCCACGCCUCCGUGGCAUGCACCGUCGCCGCCUUGUGUCUGGUCUUCCCAGGUCCCUCCCUCCCCUCCCUGCCUCGCCUGCGCCGCCUUGCCUUCCUUGCGUCGAGGGGCGGCAGCGCGCCGCUCCUCACUCCUCCUCGUUCCCCCCGACAGAGGCUCCUCUGCAGACCCUCCACCUGGACGUGUGGGGCCCAGCCCGCGUUCGUGGCCAGGGCGGUGAGCGGUACUUUUUGCUGGUUGUCGACGACUACUCGCGUUACACCACGGUCUUCCCCUUGCGCACCAAGGGUGAGGUCCCUGCUGUUCUGAUCCCUUGGAUCCGCACAGUUCGUCUCCAGCUCCGCCGCCGUUUCCGGACGGAUCUUCCUGUCCUGCGUCUGCACUCUGACAGAGGUGGUGAGUUUUCCUCCGACCUCUUGAGGACCUUCUGUCAGGCGGAGGGCAUCGAGCAGACCUUCACGCUUCCGGACUCCCCACAGCAGAAUGGGGUUGCUGAGCGCCGCAUUGGCCUGGUCAUGGAGGUCGCUCGUACCUCCUUGGUCCAUGCGGCGGCUCCCCAUUUUCUGUGGCCGUUUGCUGUCCGGUACGCCGCGCAUCAGCUCAACCUCUGGCCCCGUGUCUCCUUGCCGGAGACCUCGCCCACACUGCGUUGGACGGGGGAGGUUGGCGAUGCGUCGCGCUUCCGGGUGUGGGGUGCUCGUGCCCUUGUCCGCGAUACGUCCGCGGACAAGCUCUCCUCCCGCACGCUUCCCUGUGUCUUCCUUGGCUUUGUCCCUGACGCGCCUGGCUGGCAGUUUUACCACCCCACCUCGCGCCGGGUCUUCGCCUCUCAGGACGUCACCUUUGACGAGUCGGUCCCUUUUUACCGUCUCUUCCCCUACCGCACUGCCCCCCUCCCUCCCCCGCCGCUUUUCCUUGCUCCUGGUCCCCCUCCGGUAGACCCCCUUCCCCCUCAGGGUCCUGCUCCUUCAGGUGUCUCUCAGGUAGACCCUCCUCCCGUCGCUGAGCCUGUCGAGGUCACAGGUGACUCAGGUGCUGCUGCAGGUGGUGCUGCUGGGAGUGCUGAGCCUGGGGGUGCUGAGCCUGCGGGUGCUGGGCCUGGGGGUGCUGGGACUGCGGGUGCUGGAGCUGAGGGUACUGUGCCUGAGAGUUCGGCGCCUGGGGGUGCUGAGCCUGGGGGUGCUGCGUCUGGGGGUGCUGAGCCUGCGUGUGCGGAGUCUGGGGGUGCUGAGUCUGGGGGUGCUGCGCCUGCGGGUACUGAGCCUGGGGGUGCUGCUACUGAGCCUACGGAGCCUCGGGUUACUGCGUCUGGGGGUGCUCCGGUUCGGGGUACUGAGCAGUCUCUCACACCGCAGCAGCUUCGUGACUGGUACGUCCGGCGCUUUCGCCGUCCUAGUGGCUCGGCUGGAGCUGGGGACUCUGGAGCUGGCGGUGCUAGCGGAGUUGGAGCUGCCGACUCUGGGGGUGCUCUUCCUAGCGGUGCUGCGGACCCUGGGGGUGGCGCUGCUGCUGGUGCUGCGGACCCACCUGGUGGAGCUGCUGCUGGUGCUGAGGACCCGGCCGGUGAGCGGUACUUUUUGCUGGUUGUCGACGACUACUCGCGUUACACCACGGUCUUCCCCUUGCGCACCAAGGGUGAGGUCCCUGCUGUUCUGAUCCCUUGGAUCCGCACGGUUCGUCUCCAGCUCCGCCGCCGUUUCCGGACGGAUCUUCCUGUCCUGCGUCUGCACUCUGACAGAGGUGGUGAGUUUUCCUCCGAUCUCUUGAGGACCUUCUGUCAGGCGGAGGGCAUCGAGCAGACCUUCACGCUUCCGGACUCCCCACAGCAGAAUGGGGUUGCUGAGCGCCGCAUUGGCCUGGUCAUGGAGGUCGCUCGUACCUCCUUGGUCCACGCGGCGGCUCCCCAUUUUCUGUGGCCGUUUGCUGUCCGGUACGCCGCGCAUCAGCUCAACCUCUGGCCCCGUGUCUCCUUGCCGGAGACCUCGCCCACACUGCGUUGGACGGGGGAGGUUGGCGAUGCGUCGCGCUUCCGGGUGUGGGGUGCUCGUGCCCUUGUCCGCGAUACGUCCGCGGACAAGCUCUCCUCCCGCACGCUUCCCUGUGUCUUCCUUGGCUUUGUCCCUGACGCGCCUGGCUGGCAGUUUUACCACCCCACCUCGCGCCGGGUCUUCGCCUCUCAGGACGUCACCUUUGACGAGUCGGUCCCUUUCUACCGUCUCUUCCCCUACCGCACUGCCCCUCUCCCUCCCCCGCCGCUUUUCCUCGCUCCUGGUCCCCCUCCGGUAGACCCCCUUCCCCCUCAGGGUCCUGCUCCUUCAGGUGUCUCUCAGGUAGACCCUCCUCCCGUCGCUGAGCCUGUCGAGUUCACAGGUGACUCAGGUGCUGCUGCGGGUGGUGCUGCUGGGAGUGCUGAGCCUGGGGGUGCUGAGCCUGGGGGUGCUGGGCCUGGGGGUGCUGGGGCUGCGGGUGCUGGGACUGAGGGUGCUGGAGCUGAGGGUACGGUGCCUGAGAGUACGGAGCCUGGGGGUGCUGAGCCUGCGGGUGCGGGGCCUGGGAGUGCUGGGACUGCGGGUGCUGGAGCUGAGGGUACUGUGCCUGAGAGUUUGCCGCCUGGGGGUGCUGAGCCUGGGGGUGCUGCGACUGGGGGUGCUGAGCCUGCGGGUGCUGAGCCUGCGGGUGCUGAGCCUGGGGGUGCUGCUACUGAGCCUACGGAGCCUCGGGUUGCUGCGUCUGGGGGUGCUCCGGUUCGGGGUGCUGAGCAGUCUCUCACACCGCAGCAGCUUCGUGACUGGUACGUCCGGCGCUUUCGCCGUCCUAGUGGCUCGGCUGGAGUUGGGGGUGCUGGGGCUGCUCGUCCUGGGGGUGCUCGUACUGGGGGUACUGGAGCUGCCGGGACUGGUUGUUCUGGGAGUACUGCGCCUGGAGCUGCUGGAGCUGGGGACUCUGGCGCUGGCGGUGCUAGCGGAGUUGGAGCUGCCGACUCUGGGGGUGGCGCUGCUGCUGGUGCUGCGGACCCGCCUGGUGGAGCUGCUGCUGGAGCUGAGGACCCGAGCGGUGGCGCUGCUGCUGGUGCUGGGGACCCGGACGUUGGAGCUCCUGCUGGUCCUGAGGACCCGGCCACUGGAGUCUCUUCUGCUUCUGGAGACGCUGCGCGGCCGCGACCGUACUUCGUACCGCUCCUUCAGCAGGUUCUUGGGCAGGCUCCUCCUCCUUGUCCUCCUCCCUCCGUCGAGUGUCCUCCGCCUGUCCAGCCGCAGUCACAGUUACCGCCUGCCUCGCCUCUCCCUGCUCCCUCUCCGUACGCUGGUCCCACAGGAGGUCUUACAGAGCGUCGUGAGCCUGAGUCUCGUCCUGCGUCGCCUGUUCGUCCUGCUCGCACUGGUAGUCGUGUCCGUCGUGAGCGUCCUCCUCCUGUCCCAGGCACUCACUACAUGACUCUGCGUCCCUCUACUGCUCCUCGGCGUGUCCCUCUACCGUCUCCUCCUGCGUCCUCUUUGCCUGCCGUUCCGGACCCUGAGUCUGACCGGUAUCGCGCUGAGCACCCUACAGUCACGCGUCUCCUAGCUACUGUUGUCACUGACCCUACCUUUGAGUCCUCGGCUGCGUCUGCUCUGGUCGCUGAGUUGGUUGACUUUGCUGCUGCCUGUCGUCUAGACUACGCUGCUAGCCUUGUUGCUGAGUCAGAGUCUGCGUCUGUCUGUCCUCCGUCCGUCGGGGGUGAGUGUGCUCUUGGCACGGACGUCCUUGAGGACAGGCAGGAGGACUUUGACUCUCUUGCGGCUGCUGUACCUCAUCUCGUGGCCUGGUUGCUUGCCCCUGAGGGAGACCCGGAUGCACUAGACAUCCUCACUCCGCGCACUUACGCAGAGGCGAUCUCGGGUCCCUACUCCUCUCAGUGGCAGACAGCCAUGGACGCAGAGAUGGCAUCCUGGAAGUCCACAGGCACCUACGUCGACGAGGUUCCCCCUCCUGGGGCGAACAUCGUCGAUGGCAUGUGGAUUUUCAGGGUGAAGCGGCCGCCAGGUUCUCCGCCUGUCUUCAAGGCUCGUUACGUUGCUAGAGGCUUCAGUCAGCGUCAGGGGGUCGACUUCUUCCAGACCUUCUCCCCCACCCCGAAGAUGACCACUCUUCGGGUUCUGCUGCACGUUGCUGCUCAGCGUGACUACGAGCUUCACUCUCUUGACUUCAGCACAGCGUUCCUGCAGGGCAGCCUGCACGAGGAGAUCUGGCUGCGCCGCCCACCUGACUUCACUGGGUCGUUUCCUCCUGGUACCCAGUGGAGUCUCCGCCGGCCAGUCUACGGUCUCCGCCAGGCGCCACGUGAGUGGCACGACACACUGAGGACUACACUUGCGGCUCUUGGGUUCGCGCCGUCUACUGCUGACCCGUCGCUGUUUCUGCGCACAGACACGUCGCUGCCGCCGUUCUACAUUCUCGUGUACGUCGACGACUUGGUCUUUGCUACUGCUGACACUGAGGCACUCGCUCGUGUGAAAUCACCCGGGACAGAGCUCGCCGCACCAUCACCCUGA
This is a messenger RNA of Closterium sp. Yama58-4, 6231 nucleotides long. Lineage: Eukaryota; Viridiplantae; Streptophyta; Zygnematophyceae; Desmidiales; Closteriaceae. The record is from the annotation of a GenBank genome assembly.